Messenger RNA from Rotaria socialis, 1167 nucleotides. NCBI's taxonomy places the organism in Eukaryota, Metazoa, Rotifera, Eurotatoria, Philodinida, Philodinidae. The record is from the annotation of a GenBank genome assembly.
AUGGUAGAAUUUCAACCGAAAUAUCAACAUCAAGAUUCAGAGUCAGCAUCUGUUUAUGUUGGUCCUGAUUCCAUGUCUGAUAUACAUAAUAUACGAUCAAGGCAUCCUAGGUCAAAUGCUCCAUCGGAGCCACAAGCACAAUUUUCGCAUCUAACUCUUAGCACUGAUGAUUUUCCAUCGAACGAACAUAAUACAGAUCUUAGUGUUGGGUCACGAUAUAAGCAUAAUACAUUACAAAUAAUUCUAUUGAUUUUUACAACUUUAUGUUAUCUUCUAUAUGCACUAAGAGCUCAUAUUUCAAGCGAAAUGGAACAAAUUUAUCCUUUUUUGUCAAUGAUGAAACCAACGUCAAUACGACGAGUUUAUACGCCAGAUCUACGACCGAAUCCAAUGGUUGAAAAUUUUCUUAUUUGCUUGGCAGAAACUUUUCAAACGCUUUGGCUCAUUUACAUAUUAUCAUAUAUUCCACGGCGUUCUCAUGUUGGAUAUGUUUAUCGGCAUCCGGAUAUAUUCAAUUCAUUACUUUGUUUGCUGCUUCUUCUUGCUCUCGGUUUUCAAGCAGUUAGUCAAGCGCGAUUAAACUAUCACAUUUCAUGUGCAUGUCUAUUUGCUAGUGCUUUUAGUUUAAUGAUCAUUUGCCGAUCGGUCGCAGUAAAAUUAAUAAUAUAUGAAGAGAAAUUGAAAUCCAUCGAUUUCAUAAUCAAUCGUUAUUUUAUCUUAAAUAGUCUUUUUCUAUAUUCUACAACAGUAAUUUAUUUAGCAAUCUGUGCUGCUAUUGAGCAAUUCAUCUAUUAUAUUAGUUCAUAUUUUCAAAUGAUGCUAUUCCCUACAACUCUUGGCUUAUCGGUGGCUUUGAUUCUGCUUACUAUCUAUUUUCUUCUGGAUCAAUUUGUUUAUGAAAAUGAAUUUUACUCAAUAUGGACACCGUACUUGUUUGUUGCAGUUAUUUUCAUUGCUCCGCCCUUUCGCAGUUAUAUAUCAUCUGAAUUACAUCUAAUUACUCAGGGUUUAGAUUAUUAUUUACUUUGGGCACUUUUUAUUACAGCAAUGCUGAUGAUAUUAAUUCGGCUGUGGCGACAAAUAUCAAUGAAAUAUAAUGAAAUGAAGAAGAAGAAAAAACAGAAUAAUUUAUAUGCAGAACAAGUUACUUUUCAAGCUGAAACCUGA